Messenger RNA from Gavialis gangeticus (Gharial), 3978 nucleotides. It is a transcript of the gene ASAP3, whose product is annotated as ArfGAP with SH3 domain, ankyrin repeat and PH domain 3. Lineage: Eukaryota; Metazoa; Chordata; Crocodylia; Gavialidae. Gene Ontology annotation, biological process: cell migration; positive regulation of GTPase activity. The transcript is spliced from 27 exons. Gene Ontology annotation, cellular component: cytoplasm; focal adhesion. The coding region runs from base 868 to 3960 and encodes 1030 amino acids. The record is from RefSeq and is a predicted model, not a curated record. Gene Ontology annotation, molecular function: protein binding; GTPase activator activity.
UGAUCUGAUGCAUCGCCCAAGCUCGUGAGGAGCCAGGGCUGCGUUGGGGCUUCUGGGCAGCAGCCAGAGGCAGGGCAGGACACGCGGCUCCCGGCUCCAGCUGCGCCCAAACCACCUCGUUCUGGGCACGCUGGGCUCCUGGCAGCUGCUUUGUCCUGGUGCCCGUGCUGCCGGCUGCAUUGCAGACUGCUGCCAGGGGACCCUGGAGCUAGUGGCAGGUCUGUGGCUCCCGUGGGAAGCCUGGAGCUCCCUCCGGUGCUUCCCUUCCCUGCCCUAGGGUCGCUGCGGCUCUGGCUCAGUGAACCCAGAGGCCCCCAUCACGGCAGGCUGGGCCGGGGCCCCUCGGAGCUGGGCGGGGAGCGGGGUCUCUCGCCCUGCUUCCUUUAAGAGGUACAGUGUCUGCUUGGGGAGAGGCUUUUGUGGUGGGUCCUGCUGAUUUCCUGGUUGGGAUGGAGGGCCUGGGGGACCCACACUGUCCCCCACAAACAAGCCAGGGACACGACUCCAGCAUCCAGCUCAUUUCCGUGGCUUGGGUGGGAAGUCGUCUCGGUACUGCGGGAUCGGGGGUGGCGGGGCUUGCUUCUUCCGGGCAAGGCUGGGGGGGACCGAAGCAGACCUCCCAGAAGGUACCAGCCCCCCUGGGCUCUGAGCUGAUGCUGGCCCCCGUCCUGAGCUAGGCAUGGAGACCCUGUGUGCACUGGGGACCCCCGAGUUAUUAACCCUUAACUCUGCUCCAUGAGCGAAUGCAAAAGCAGCCUGGGGGAUGUGCACAGCCCGGCUGCGUCCUGAUGGUGCUUCUUGGUGGGGUCCCAGCCACUCCCCUCGCCUGCUCCCCGCCCCGCCAGGUCCAGGGGAAACCUGCCCAACAUGCCCGAGCAGAUCAGCGUGUCCGAGUUCCUGGCCGUGACCGCCGAGGACCUCAGCUCCCCGGCCGCCUCGGCCUUCACCUCCAAGAUGCACAAGUGCCGGGGAGCUGCCAGUGCCCUGGAGGAGAGCCUGGAGGGGGACCACGCCGUUCUCCAGAGGAUCAGGAAGUACGUGAAAGCGAUCCACGGCUCCGGGCUCACGCACGUGGAGAACGAGGAGCAGUACAGCGAGGCCCUGGAAAACUUCGGCAGCAACCACCUGGCCCAGAACAACCACGAGCUCUCCACGGGCUUCCUGAACCUGGCCGUGUUCACCCGGGAGGUGACGGCGCUCUUCAAGAACCUGGUGCAGAACCUGAACAACAUCAUCUCCUUCCCCCUGGACAGUCUGCUGAAGGGGCAGCUGAAGGACGGCCGGCUGGACUCCAAGAAGCAGAUCGAGCGCGCCUGGAAGGAUUACGAGACCAAAGUAGCAAAGCUGGAGAAGGAGAAGGAGCGAACGCGGAUCGCGGGCGUCAUCCAGGCAGAGCUGUCGGCCACGGAGAUCACCGAGGACACGCAGAAGGAGCGCCGCCUGUUCCAGCUGCACAUGUGCGAGUACCUGCUGAAAGCCAGCGAGAGCCAGAUGAAGCAAGGCCCAGACUUCCUGCAGAGCCUGAUCAAGUUUUUCCACGCGCAGCACAACUUCUUUCAAGACGGCUGGAAGGCGGCGCAGAACCUGCACCCGUUCAUUGAGAAGCUCGCUACCUCCCUGCAUGCACUGCAGCAGGCCCAGGAGGAGGAGGUGAAGCAGCUCACGCAGAUCCGCGACUCUCUUCGCAGCACCCUGCAGCUGGAGAACAAGGAGGAGAACCUGAGCAGGAAGAACUCGGGCGGGGGCUACAGCAUCCACCAGCACCAAGGGAACAAGCAGUACGGCACGGAGAAAUCAGGCUUUCUCUCCAAGAAGAGCGACGGGAUCCGGAAGGUGUGGCAGAAGAGGAAAUGCGGCGUGAAGUACGGGUGUCUCACCAUCUCGCACAGCACGAUCAACCGGCCUCCCGUGAAGCUGAACCUGCUGACGUGCCAAGUGCGGCCGCACCCCGAGGAGAAGAAGUGCUUCGACCUCGUGACGCAUAACAGGACGUACCACUUCCAGGCGGAGGACGAGCAGGAGUGCCUCGUCUGGGUGUCCGUGCUCCAGAACAGCAAAGAUGAAGCCCUCAGCAACGCCUUCAAGGGAGACCCCGGCAGCUGCAUGGCCUCGGCCGGGGGGGCGGCCGACGGCAGCCUGCAGGAGCUCACCAAGCUGGUCAUCGGGGAGGUGAAGAGCCUGCCGGGCAACAGGCAGUGCUGCGACUGUGGGGCCCCAGAUCCCACGUGGCUCUCCACCAACCUGGGCAUCCUGACGUGCAUCGAGUGCUCGGGCAUCCACCGUGAGCUGGGCGUGCACUAUUCCCGCAUCCAGUCCCUGACCCUGGAUGUCCUCAGCACCUCCGAGCUGCUGCUGGCAGUCAGCGUCGGGAACGCCCGCUUCAACGAGAUCAUGGAGGCCACGCUGCCGGCGCAGGGGAGUCUGAAGCCAUCGUCAGGCAGUGACAUGACCCUGCAGCCAGGCACGGGCAGUGGUGUCUGCCAUGCCCCGGCUGAGGUGGCACCUCUAUGCCCCCUGCCCCGCAGGAGCGCCAGGAAAGAAUAUAUCGUGGCCAAAUACAUGGAGCGCAAAUUCGUGCAGAAGACGGGCAGGGAAGACCCUCACCGGCUCUGGGAGGCUGUCCGCAGCCGGGAUGUCUUGGUGCUGCUCCAGGCAUUUGCAGAAGGGCACGACCUAGGAAAACCUCUGGCAACCCCCGACGGCCAGGACCAGGGCGAGCUGGCUCUGCACGUGGCCGUGCGAUAUGCAGACAAGUCCUCCCUGCCGCUGGUGGACUUCAUCAUCCAGAACGGGGGGAACCUGGACAAGGCGACUCUGGAUGGGAGCACGGCCCUGCACUACAGCGCCCAGUACAACCAGCCCAACUGCCUCAAGCUGCUGCUGAAAGGGAAGGCCGCUCUCAGCCCAGUGAACACGGCCGGAGAGACAGCCUUGGACGUGGCAAAGAGACACAAACACACCGAGUGCGAGGACCUGCUGGAGCAGGCGCAGGCCGGGAAGCUGAACCUGCAGCUGCACGUGGAGUACGACUGGGAGGCCCCGCAGGAGUACGCCUACGACAGCGAGGAGGAGCUGGAGGAGAAGGUGAGCCCGCUGCAGCGAUCGCUGAAGUCCACGUCGUCGCCCACCAUGGGCCAGCCCGGCCUCGCCUCCCAGAACCGGUGGAGCUGCACGGGCAUGGACAUCACCAACAAGACCUACGAGUCCAUCCUGGUCCCCUCGCGGCCCAGCCCCCGGCGCUCAAACAGCGAGGAGAUUCCCCCGCCGCUGCCGGUCAAAAACCCUGCCCGGGGGGGCACCCGCACCAAGCCCGAGCUCCCACGCCAGACCUCCGAGCCCCAAGUCAGCAGCCCACCGGAGGCCCCCGCCAUCCGAAACCUGUCCACGUCCAGUGCUCCGGGCACCUUGGACAGUGGAGCCGGCCGGCAGCUCUCCACCUCCCUGAGCCCCACGGAGACCUGGCGCGCGGCCUACUGGGAAACCCACGCGGAGCCGGAGAGCGGCGCCCAGCGGAGGGGGGCUGAGACCAGCCAGGCCACGGCGCCACCGCCGGAGGCCGGCACGUCCCCGGAACAAGGGCAGCUCAACCCUGUCAAGUUCAGAUCAGAGAGCACCCGCUCCUACCGGCGCAUCAGUGGCGGUGCAGGGGGCAAAGCCUCCAGCUCGGCCCCCGCCCCGCACAGCUCAGCCGGCCCCGAGGACCUGCCUCCGAGCAAGGCACCAAGUCCUGCCCCUGUGCCCAUGCCCAGGAGGUUUGCUCCGGCCAAGGUGAGGCAGAAGAGGGUGAAGGCUCUGGUGGACUGCAAGGGCGACCGAGCCCGGGAGCUGACCUUCUCCAAGGGGGAGGUGAUCGUGGUGACCCGGGAGGAGGAUGAGCAGAGCUGGGUCGGCUUCAUCGAAGGAGACGGCUCCAGAACGGGCAUCUUCCGGGCCAGCUCCGUGCACCUGCUGCAGGACUGAAGGGCGUCCACCUCCCUU